AUGACUCCUCUAGCGGUAUAACUCGGUGGUCGCCGCCCCGUCACAACAGUCCCGUCCUCUCCCUCGAACUUGAGCCGAUCAUCUGAAGUAUGGACCGCUGGAGAGGCAGAGUGGCUCUGGUGACCGGCGCCUCGGUCGGCAUCGGCGCGGCUAUCGCCAGGGAGUUGGUCCGAGGCGGGAUGAAGGUGAUGGGCUGCGCCAGGGACGUGGAGAAAAUAAAGAAACUGUCAGCGGAGUUCCAACGUGAAGACUACAGCGGCGUGCUCGUGCCUUUCAAGUGUGACUUGACCCGCGAGGAGGACAUUCUCGCCAUGUUCUCAGCCAUCAAAGCUCAGCACAAAGGCGUGGACGUUUGCAUCAACAACGCCGGCCUGGCUCACCCAGACUCUCUGCUGAGCGGUGCAACCAGCAGCUGGAAGAACAUGCUGGAUGUGAACGUUCUUGGGCUUAGCAUCUGCACCCGUGAAGCCUACAAGUCCAUGAAAGAGAGAAACGUGGAUGAUGGACACAUCAUACAUAUCAACAGCAUAUGUGGACAUCGGGUUGUAAACAGUCCUGACAUCCAUUUCUACACGGCCACCAAGUACGCGGUGACGGCCCUGACCGAAGCCCUGAGGCAGGAGCUUCGGGAAACCAACUCUCACAUCCGAGCCACCUGCAUUUCUCCUGGGUUAGUGGAGACAGAGUUUGGUCCGCGGCUUUACAGCCAGCAGGCAGACAAAGCAGCGACUUUAUACACUCAGUAUAAGACUCUGGAAGCUGUAGAUGUGGCUAGCGCUGUGACAUACGUGUUGAGUGCCCCUCCUCAUGUGCAGAUUGGAGACAUUGUGAUGCGAUCUGUGGAGCAGCCAACUUAGAACUUCAUUACAUGACCACCAAAAGACGCUACAAGAGAAUCCACCUGCUCACCACAAAUGAAUUUUUCAAAAAGCGAAACACUAAAACAGAAAAAAAUACAAAUUUCUGAAACAUUGUUUUAUUUCAGUCUGAAUAAAAAUAAUUUUCUGCUAUGUCUUUUAUUCUGAAGGAUGGCACAUCUAAUUAACUAUAAUAAACUGAUUCAUGUUUCAAUAAACUGUUGGAAUAUGCUCUAAAGUA
Molecule: messenger RNA, 1098 nt
Organism: Oryzias latipes (Japanese medaka)
Lineage: Eukaryota; Metazoa; Chordata; Actinopteri; Beloniformes; Adrianichthyidae
Product: dehydrogenase/reductase SDR family member 11
Source: RefSeq, a predicted model, not a curated record